Gossypium raimondii (Peruvian cotton) is the source of this 2697-nucleotide messenger RNA. RefSeq lists its product as uncharacterized. Gene Ontology annotation, molecular function: methyltransferase activity; oxidoreductase activity. The record is from RefSeq and is a predicted model, not a curated record. Bases 24 to 2621 code for a protein of 865 amino acids. NCBI's taxonomy places the organism in Eukaryota, Viridiplantae, Streptophyta, Magnoliopsida, Malvales, Malvaceae. The transcript is spliced from 24 exons.
AAGGGUUGUAAAGAAAAAGAAAAAUGAAAAUAGCAGUGAUUGGAGGAGGGAUUAGUGGGUUGAUAUCAGCCUAUGUUCUUGUCAAAGCUGGUGUUAAUGUGGUGCUUUAUGAGAAAGAAGGUGAUUUGGGUGGCCAUGCCAAUACUGUUACCUUCCAUGAUGUUGAUUCGGACCUUGGUUUCAUGGUCUUUAAUCGGGUAACAUAUCCAAAUAUGAUGGAAUUGUUUGAGAGACUUGGAGUUGACAUGGAACCAUCUGAUAUGUCAUUCUCAGUGAGCUUAAAUCAUGGCAAUGGCAUUGAAUGGGGCAGCCGUAAUGGCAUUUCCAGCUUGUUUGUACAGAAAAGGAACCUCUUUAAUCCUUACUUUUGGCAAAUGAUUAGAGAAAUUAUCAAGUUCAAGAAUGAUGUUAUUAGUUAUCUCAAAGUUCUUGAAAACAACCCGGAUUUCGACCGCAAUGAAACGUUGGGACAGUUUGUUGACUCGCGGGGUUACUCCGAAUUGUUUCUAAAGGCUUAUCUGGUACCAAUAUGUGGUUUGAUAUGGUCUAGUCCUACUGAAAGAAUUAUGGAAUUUUCUGCUUUUUCAAUUCUUUCGUUUUGUCAAAACCAUCAUUUACUUCAGCUUUUUGGACGGCCACAGUGGAUGACUGUCAGAUGGCGUUCGCGCCAAUACGUAAAUAAGAUCAGAGAAGAGCUGGAGAACAGAGGCUGUAUAAUAAGAACUGGGUGUGAAGUGCAUUCAGUUUUGAGUGAUGAUGAAGGUUGCACCGUAUUAUGCGGAGAUGAGUCUCAAGAAUCAUUUCAAGGUUGCAUACUGGCUAUUCAUGCACCAGAUGCUUUGAGGUUGUUAGGGAGCCAAGUAACAUAUGAUGAAUUGAGAGUACUUGGUGCUUUCCAAUAUGUCUAUAGUGAUAUUUUUCUUCAUCAUGACACAACUUUCAUGCCGAAAAAUCCUGCAGCAUGGAGUGCAUGGAAUUUUCUUGGAAGUACUGACAAGAAAGUAUGCUUAACAUACUGGCUUAAUGUGCUUCAGAAUCUUGGAGAGACAAGCCUACCGUUUCUUGUAACGCUCAAUCCAGAUUAUACUCCACGACACACUUUGUUUAAGUGGAGAACAGGCCAUCCAGUACCAUCUAUUGCUGCAACAAAAGCUUCACUUGAGCUUGAUCAGAUUCAAGGGAAGAGAGGGAUUUGGUUCUGUGGAGCAUACCAGGGCUAUGGCUUUCAUGAAGAUGGAUUAAAGGCCGGGAUGUCUGCUGCAAAUGGUGUGCUGGGAAAAAGUUAUUCUGUUCUGAGCAAUCCAAAACAAAUGGUACCCUCUCUGAUGGAAACAGGGGCUCGCUCUUUUGUUACUCGAUUCCUCAGUCAUUUCAUAUCAACCGGCUGUGUGAUCUUGUUGGAGGAAGGUGGCACAAUGUUUACCUUUGAGGGAACUAGCAAAAAGUGUAAUCUAAAAACUGUUAUUAGAGUUCACUAUCCACAUUUUUAUUGGAAGGUUAUGACAGAGGCAGAUUUAGGCCUUGCAGAUGCAUAUAUCAAUGGAGACUUUACUUUUGUUGAUAAAAAUGAUGGUCUUUUAAAUCUCAUCAUGAUUCUCAUUGCCAAUAGAGAUUUGAUUUCUUCCAACUCAAAACUGAGUAAGAAGAGGGGUUGGUGGACGCCAUUGUUGUUUACAGCAGGUUUAACAUCGGCAAAGUAUUUCUUCAAGCAUGUCUUACGACAAAAUACUCUAACACAAGCUUGUAGGAACAUUUCUCGUCAUUACGACCUGAGUAAUGACCUAUAUGCUCUAUUCUUGGAUGAAACAAUGACAUAUUCAUGUGCAGUGUUUAAGUCUGAAGAUGAAGCUUUGAAGGAUGCACAACAGAGAAAGAUAUCUCUUCUGAUUGAAAAAGCAAGAAUUGAUGGUAACCAUGAAAUUCUUGAGAUUGGAUGUGGUUGGGGAAGCUUAGCCAUUGAGGUUGUCAAACGAACCGGAUGUAAAUAUACUGGUAUUACUCUAUCCAAGGAGCAACUAAAAUUUGCAGAGAUGAGAGUUAAGGAAGCUGGACUUCAGGAUAAUAUAACAUUUCAACUCUGUGACUAUCGACAACUACCUAGCACCUACAAGUAUGACAGAAUUAUAUCUUGUGAGAUGAUAGAAGCUGUUGGCCAUGAAUACAUGGAUGAAUUCUUUGGUUGCUGUGAAUCAGUUUUGGCAGAAGAUGGACUUUUUGUUUUACAAUUCAUAUCAAUACCGGAAGAACGCUACAAUGGGUACCGACGGAGCUCGGAUUUCAUCAAGGAAUACAUCUUCCCUGGUGGAUGCUUACCAUCAUUCACUAGGAUAACAUCAGCCAUGAGUGCUACUUCAAGACUAUGUGUGGAGCAUGUUGAAAACAUAGGGCUUCAUUACUACCAAACACUUAGAUAUUGGAGAAGGAACUUCUUGGAAAAUCAAAGCAAAAUCAUGUCAUUGGGAUUCAACGAGAAGUUCAUCCGAACAUGGGAAUAUUAUUUUGAUUAUUGUGCAGCUGGUUUCAAGUCAAAUACACUUGGAAAUUACCAGGUUGUAUUUUCUCGCCCUGGAAAUGUUGCUGCACUUGGCAAUCCAUACAAAAGGCCCCCUUCAGUACCUUAACGAAGCAUGCACCAUUUGCUUUGUACUUGUUGAACUAUGGUGUAACGAGACACUUUGGGAUUGAUUUCUGAGCAAG